GACAUUUAAUUUUCAUCAGAAUUUCGUAAGAUUCUCAUAAUUGUAUCCAUUCUCAUAUCUAAAUCCAACUUUUGCAGAUAACCGGCUUUCUUUAAACUUAAUUUUCUUGAUUGCCCGACACACCGUUAUCCCUUGUUAGAUGCUCUUUGCCCUUUUCUCCUCUUCUCUUAUUUUUUCUCUCUGAAAAUGGAAGGAGUGAAAUUGGAUAGAUGGGGUUAUGAAGUUAAAACCUCUUCCGAUUCUUGCAUAUCUGUAAUCAACGCUUACUAUCACCAGGUGCUUUCCUAUGGAAGAAAUAGGAAAGUGAUCUUAGAAGCUCCUGUUCUUGACAAAGACUGCGUUUUAGCCAACAUUUUGGCCGCCCAUUUUCUCUCUUCCUCUGACCCUUCAAAGGCUCCUUCACUCAUAGAAGCUGCCAAGGCUGGAAUUGAGCAAGCCUCGUCUUAUGAGAAAGCCGUUUUUGAAGCUGUCAAUUAUUUGAUUUCUCAGAACAGAGAUGAUGAUGUUGCCGUGGAGUUACACUCUAAGCUCUUGAGAGAUUUUCCAAGAGAUCUUCUUUCAUUGAAGAGGGCACAAAUACUAUGCUUUUAUAUGGGUCGACCUGAUUUAUCUUUAGAUCUUGUUCAACAGGUUCUACCUCGAAAUCAACAAGAAAAUUUCAUAUAUGGCAUGCUUGCAUUCCCAUUAUUAGAGCUUGGACGAAUGGCAGAUGCAGAGGAUGCUGCAAAAAAGGGAUUUGAAAUAAACAAUCAAGACGUUUGGGCACAACAUGCUGUGAGUCCUAAUCUGUGCCAUGUUCUUCAGUAUAAAUGUCAAUACAAAGAAGCAGUUCAGUUCAUGGAAGAAUGCUCAAAUGCAUGGAGUUCUUGUUCAUCAUUCAUGUUAACCCACAAUUGGUGGCAUGUGGCUGUCUGUUAUUUGGAAGGUCAUUCUCCAAUUACAAAGGUCAGAGAAGUUUAUGACCAUUGUAUAUGGAAGGAAUUGGAAAGAACUGAUGCAAUUGCUGUAGAGGUGUGCCUAAAUGCUUUGGGCCUGUUAUUGCGAGUUUUUGUACGGGGAAAACUAGAUAUCUUUGAGGAUCGCUUGAAAGUUUUGGCAGCAUCUCUAUCAGAUCAAGCAAACUGGUUUAUGGAGUGGCACCUUGAUUUGUUGAUAUUAUGGGCCUUAGCUUUUACUGAGGAACUUCCUAAAGCAGAAGAUUUACUUAAAGGCUUGAAGUUCAGACUUUCCAAGAUGAACGAGAAGAAGCAACAAAUAAUGCAAAGAGCAAUGCUGCUUGCCGAAGCCAUGUAUGAGUAUGGACGAGGUAACGAAAAACAAGCACUAGAAAUACUCGGUCCAGAUUUUGAUGCUUAUAGUUUUAAGAUUAUUGGGGCAUCUGAUGAACAGCUUGAUGUAUUUAAUGAAGUCUGGUACACUAUGUUGCUGAAUACUGGACAAGUUACCAAAGCAAUUGAAUCAAUCGAGAAACAGAUACCGAAGAGGGAAGGGGCUCCUUUCCUGUGGCGUCUGCUGGAGAAAGGUUAUAAGCUGACUGGCAGGCAGGAAGCCGCGACUAUUGGUGAGAGGGCCAGACUGUUGGAGACAGCAUAUUUCAACUAGCCUGAAUGUGCACUAGUAGCUACAUAUAUGAUAUAGCAUUUGUAUUAGGAACAGAUUGAAUCACCGUUCAGUCACCACCGUAAUGAAACUAGAAUGUAACAUGUCGUUUAAAUUUGCAUAUUUACAUUACAUCGUCUGAUUUGUAAUACGGUUAAAUUAAGCUAUUAGUCCUUCAAUUAUGUAUAAAUUAUGAAUUUAGUUCUUGUACUUCAA
Molecule: messenger RNA, 1815 nt
Organism: Gossypium raimondii (Peruvian cotton)
Lineage: Eukaryota; Viridiplantae; Streptophyta; Magnoliopsida; Malvales; Malvaceae
Exons: 14
Coding region: 187-1602 (471 amino acids)
Molecular function (GO): protein binding
Source: RefSeq, a predicted model, not a curated record